Messenger RNA from Trichomonas vaginalis G3, 1947 nucleotides. RefSeq names its product tetratricopeptide repeat domain domain-containing protein. The transcript has a single exon. Bases 1 to 1947 code for a protein of 648 amino acids. Lineage: Eukaryota; Parabasalia; Trichomonadida; Trichomonadidae. Gene Ontology annotation, molecular function: protein binding. The record is from RefSeq and is a predicted model, not a curated record.
AUGAUUUACAAGUAUUUCAUUUUUUACAACGGUCGAAUAAAUUGGCAUUCGUGCGUUAACAUUGAAGACUGCCAAGUUAGGUACAGCGACCUCAUUAGUUUUUUUCUCGAAAAACUUCAAGAACAACAAAAUGAAGUCGAAACUAUUGAGAAUUUAAACGUGUUCAUUGUCAAAAAUCUCGAAAAUGAGAAAGUUUCGAAUCUAUCAGAUAACAUUCCUUUUGAUACAAGUGGAAUUACAGAGUUAUUUUUGACAAGCAAAAGCAUUCAGACAAAAAUCAAAAAGUCAUCAUCAAUCCAACAAUAUCCAUCUAAAAUAAUCGAAGAAGGUAAAUCAUUUGCUGAAAAAUCGGAUUACAGAACUGCUCUAGAAUUUUUCAGUUCAGUCGACGCUUUUGGCUCUUUAGAAACAAUCAAAGUCUUAUACAAAUUAGAAAGAUGGUCUCAAUUAGAACAGCAUGUUCCUCGAUUACUCGCAAUUUACGCAGGAAAUCCCGAAGUCUAUCAAAUCUACGGAGCAUACUGUGAAUAUUAUAAUUACCCAUUAAAGGCAUUGCAUCAGUAUCGUCGUGCUCUAAGUUUUGGAGAAAAUCCUGAUAUAGAAGCAGCAAUUGCCCGAAUACACUUAGCUAUAGGGGAUGUAACGCAAGCAAGAUUAACUAUUACCAAUGUUCUUGAGACUUAUGACUAUAAUCCCAAUGUUAUAGCGGCUGCAGUUCGAAUUGCCAUAAAAUUAGAAAAUUUUGAAACAGCAAUUCGUCUUUCACUCCGUCAUCCCAAAUGCUACAAGUUACUAGCAGAAAUUUGUGACAUUCCCACUGGUCUAAGUGUUUUUUACGAACAAAUAAAAAUUUGUAAUCGCUAUCCAAAGGGAUUAUCCACAAUUGCUCUUGUUCUUUACAAUCAUGGAUGUCCAGAUGCUGCAAUUAAUAUAUUACAUAACUACUUUGUCGAUGUAGAUCGUGAAUUAAUAGUUUCAGCAACACUUCUUUGGAUUCUCCUCCAAGAAAGAAGAUAUUCUAACUUUGCUGAAUACGCUCAGCUGUUCCUUUCUCUUCAUCCGCUUGAAGCUUUUGCUCAUAUUCAAGCAACCGAACUAGAAAUGAUGCUUAGAGCCUCAAAGAAUGAUCGUAGUCAUAGUUACUACAGGAGGAUGCAAACUUCACAGCCGGAAGUCCCCCACGAACAAACUUAUUUGGCUGCCAUCUUAUUAAUCUAUUUUAACUUGAACAGGUAUCUCUCUGAGUCACGUGCUGUCUAUAAUUUGGCAUAUUGUCUUAUAGAAAAGCUCAAAAAUGACAAGGAUUACUAUGAUGUUUAUCUUGUAGCGUCAAAAAUCAUUAAUGGGCCAAUAGAUAUCCCAGAAGACUCAAAGACUCCAAUAAUAGUACCUUUAAUUGGUGACGAAUUCUCACUUUUGUGCGGAAAAGAAGCAGUAAUUGUUUCAUCUAAUCAUUAUUACUUCACGCCGUGCCCGAUACCCCGAAUAUCGUUAUGUAAGCUCUUUAAUUGUAAGAAUACUACACUGAGAAAGCGAUUCUUUAGUGCUCUUAACGAAUUUUCUGAUAAGAAUUAUAUUAUUAUCAUGAUUGGUACAAAUGACUGUGAAACUGACCUUCCUAAGUUAUUUAGAAAGGGAGAAUUCUCGUCAUUUUCAGAAGCGGCGACAAAUCUCAUCGAAUUAAUCUACGAACUCCUUGUGAAGUAUAAAGAGCAGCAUCCUAAUAUAUCUAUCUUUGUUCACCCUGUUAUUCCGAGGUCUUUCAUAAUGAAACCACUUUGCGACACAUUUAAUAAUAUAUUAAUGGCAAGUUGUCCAAAACCAAUUGUCUUCCUUAGCAGUUUAAAGGAUUUAUUUGCUGAAAAUAGCCUAAAUUCGCUAAAAGACGUUGAAAAAUACCAAAGGAUUUUCAGGCAGGCAUUUCAAAAGAAUUUGCCUGCACAGUAA